AUGGCACACCCCGUCGCAUCGUCCUCGCACCCCGCACAGCACCCCGCCCCCGAGACCCCGCACGCCGCCGACGCGCAGGGCGGCGCGCCCAAGAUGCCGAAAGACAAGAAGAAGGCCGACGCCGCGUCGCAGCACCCCCUCGAGAUGCAGCCCGCCCCCGCGUUUUUCGACCAUCGCAUCAAGAUAUUCGACAGGCUCAAGGCGGAGCACGAUGCGUUCGUUGCAGCGCAACCCCGUGAAGAGAUCGCUAUCACGCUUCCGGACGGUUCCCAGAGGAAAGGGACUAGCUGGGAGACGAGCCCGAUGGAUGUCGCUAAGGAGAUCUCGAAAAGCCUGUCCGAGAGGCUCGUCAUCGCGAAGGUCGACGACGUCCUGUGGGACCUCGAGCGCCCGCUAGAAGGCCCGUGCAAGCUCGAGCUGCUCGAUUUCGAGCACCCGGAAGGCAAGAAGGUGUUCUGGCACUCGUCCGCGCACGUCCUCGGCGAGGCAUCUGAGCGGCACUAUGGGUGCCACCUCUGCAUCGGCCCCCCGACGGACGACGGCUUCUUCUACGAGAUGGCCAUCGAAGACCGACCCGUGACCAACGCAGACUACCCGUCGCUGGAGAAGGUCGCCGAGAGCGCGAUCAAGGAAAAGCAGAAGUUCGAGCGACUCGUGGUGCCGAAAGAGACCCUGCUCGAGAUGUUCGCCUACAAUAAAUACAAGAAGUACUUGAUCGAGACGAAGAUUCCCGACGGCACGUCUACGACCGUGUACAGGUGCGGCCCUAUGGUCGACCUGUGCGCCGGCCCCCACAUCCCGCACACGGGCAAAAUCAAGGCGUUCAUGAUCACCAAGAACUCGGCAUCGUACUUCCUGGGUAGCGCCGAGAACGACUCGCUGCAGCGCAUCUACGGGAUCUCGUUCCCCGACAAGAAGCAGCUGGCCGAGUACAAGGUCUUCCUCGCCGAGGCCGCGAAGCGCGACCAUCGCAAGAUCGGCAAGGAGCAAGAGCUGUUUUUCUUCAAUGAUCUGAGCCCGGGGAGCGCGUUUUGGCUUCCCCAUGGCACGCGUAUUUAUAAUACCCUCGUAGAGUUGAUGCGGUCUGAAUACUACAAACGAGGCUACCAAGAGGUCAUCUCCCCAAACAUGUAUCACUCGAAGCUCUGGGAGACGUCCGGGCACUGGCAGAACUACAAGGACGACAUGUUCACGCUCGACAUCGAGAAGGAGAAGUGGGGGCUCAAGCCGAUGAACUGCCCGGGGCACUGCCUCAUCUUCGACUCGCGCGACCGCAGCUACCGCGAGCUGCCGAUCCGCAUGGCGGAGUUCGGGAUCAUACAUCGGAACGAGGCGAGUGGCGCGCUGACGGGGUUGACGCGCGUGAGGCGGUUCGUGCAGGACGAUACGCAUGUAUUUUGUAUGCCGUCGCAGAUCGAGGGCGAGAUCGACGCGCUGUUCAAUUUUAUGCAGCAUACGUACGGCUUGUUCGGGUUCGAGUUCAGCUUGGAGCUGUCCACGCGCCCCGACAACUUUCUGGGCGACAUCGAGACGUGGAACAAGGCCGAAGAGCAACUGCGCAACGCGCUCGACAAAAAGUACCCGGGCAAGUGGGAGCUGAACCCCGGCGACGGCGCGUUCUACGGGCCCAAGAUCGACAUCACGAUCCGCGACGCGCUCAAGCGCUCGUUCCAGUGCGCGACGAUCCAGCUCGACUUUCAGCUCCCGGACCGCUUCAACCUCAAGUACCGCGCGCCCGACGAGCCCGCCGCUGCUGGAGCGGACACGGGCGGCGCGGAGAAGCCGCCGUCGCGGCCUGUGAUUAUUCAUCGCGCGAUACUUGGGAGCUUGGAGCGCUUCAUUGCGAUUAUUACUGAGCAUUUUGCGGGCAAGUGGCCAUUCUGGUUAUCUCCUCGGCAGGUCCUCGUCAUCCCGGUCGCCGCUCCCUACAAAGAGUACGCGGCGGAGAUCGCGGGCAAGUUGGCUGAGCUGGGGCUGUACGCGGACGUCGACAACGGGGACAACACGCUCCCGAAGAAGAUCCGGAACGGAGAGGUCGCGCAGUACAACUUCAUCCUCGUGGUGGGACAAGAGGAGCUCGACGGGCGCUCCGUCAACGUGCGCAACCGGGACGACGUGGGCACCAAGGCGAAGACGGAGAUGGUCCCGCUCGACGUCAUCGAGGACAAACUCGUCAAACUCAAGGCGUCCCGCAGUCUGCUGAACAAGCUGCCGGAGUAGACAGGCUCUCUCUCGACAGGCUGCACGCUUGCGAGCGGAGGUUCGAGAACAGGCGGGCAGGCUUUUUUUUUAGAUAGGCAGAUCAUUUUUGAGGCACGAUUUUGAAUGUAUGAAGAAAGAAAGAGAUUGGAGAAAUUGAGAGAGUUUGUUUGUAUUUUGGUUUUC
Molecule: messenger RNA, 2385 nt
Organism: Heterobasidion irregulare TC 32-1
Lineage: Eukaryota; Fungi; Basidiomycota; Agaricomycetes; Russulales; Bondarzewiaceae
Exons: 16
Coding region: 1-2220 (739 amino acids)
Biological process (GO): threonyl-tRNA aminoacylation
Cellular component (GO): cytoplasm
Molecular function (GO): threonine-tRNA ligase activity; ATP binding
Source: RefSeq, a predicted model, not a curated record